CCGAGUCGAAAUGGACGCGCCCGAGGACCGUUACUUCGGCAACCAGACGCCGGAACGUUCGGAAACUAAUAGUCCGCGCUCACAAAUGAGUAGCCCGAAUUCGACGUCUUCGAUCAAUGUGACCGACCAGUCUAUAUCGUUAACACAGCACCAGCAAAACUUAGAGACACUGAAUCGCAUGGGCAUGUUCUUUCAUGCCCAACAAAUGCACCUCAACCAGAGUUUUGACGCGGUAAAGUCGAGAUUGGGUUUGACGCAAGUGCCUACAAGUGUUAAUCAGGGACCGAGGCAUACGAUAGAUGCGAUAUUGGGACUGAACGGUGGACGCCAAGUUAGUAGAGUGCAGAGUGAUUUCGAACAGAGAAGAGAUGACAGGGAGUGCGAAACUGUGCCCGUUUCGCCGGGUGCUGUGGAGAGCGCUGGUGAAGGUUCCUGCAACAGCAACGAUGGUUACAGUCAAAGAACACCACCAGAUGACAAGUCUCCCCCCGGGAGCGACGACGACACUCCCAGACCAGGGUCGGCGGCGGACAAGAAGAAGCACAGAAGAAACAGAACAACCUUCACUACAUAUCAGCUACACGAAUUGGAGAGAGCGUUCGAGAAAAGCCAUUAUCCUGACGUGUACUCCAGAGAAGAGUUAGCCAUGAAGGUCAACUUGCCAGAAGUUAGGGUACAAGUUUGGUUCCAAAAUCGAAGAGCUAAAUGGCGUCGCCAGGAGAAGAUGGAGGCAGCUAGGCUGGGGCUCUCGGAGUACGGGUGUGGAGCAGGUGGUGGAAUACCCAGACUGAGCGGUCUCGGAUUACCAGUGGAUCCUUGGCUGGCACCACCUUUGCUGACUGCUUUACCUGGUUUCUUGAGCCACCCACCGUCAGGGUACCCAAGCUACCUCACACCACCGGCACCGGCGCCGCCAGCCCCACCAGCACCGCCCGACCCUCGCUCCUCCUCCAUCGCAGCACUGAGGAUGAAGGCGAAAGAACACGUGGAAAGUCUUAGCAAAGGUCUACAGAUGGUUUAAUACAUAAAGAUAAUUAGAUUGUGUCAUAAUGAAAUCAAUAUAUUUAGGAACAACUUCUUUUUUUUUUUGGAAUAGUCAAAACCAUUGAGUCGUACAGCCAAGAAUUUCUUUUUCUAUACUUGGUACAGCUAUAAAAUAAUCUGGACUAUUUUUCUAUGUAAAAAACAAUAUAUAAAAUAAAUAAAUAGUUAAAUUAAAAAUGCCUUUUUGUUGAUAGAUUGUGUGGUUGUUUAAAACUUCACUUCACUUGUUUCUGUUUUAUUUUUAAAUGGCAAAAUUCGAAACAAAAAAUUGUUAAAUGAUUACUAACUUACAUAACCAAGUAUAGAAAUAAUUCCGAAAAAUAUACUUGCGUCCUGAGAUUUAUUUAAUAUUUUAUAUUUAUGUACAAGAAUAUAAUAGUCAUUUUUAAAAGAAAAAUAAAAAUACAACAAUAUCAUGGAGAAGUGAUGUUUAUGUGAACAUAAUUUAUACAAGUUACUAGUAUUACAAUAGACAAUGUAAACUUGAUCAGACUUAAACUACAGUUAAUUUAAUUGACAUGAGAUAUUUUUAAUAUCAACUGCAACAAGUGACUUUAGUAAUAGAUAUUAGCAUUACAAAUUAUUCAAAGUAACGGAGAAAUGAGGUAUACAAUUAAUUUGUCAUUAAAAUUUCAAUGGACAUGUUUUACAUAAACAUUUUUAACUUCAAACUAAACCUUAGGUCAAAUUUACAAAGGGUUUAGUUCAAAUAAGUACGAUGAUUAUGUAUUUAUUGAAAUAUUGUAUCUUAAGGUCGUUCGUAAGUAUUGAUUAAAAUAUUAUUUAUCGACUUAAUAUACUCAGAUGUUUUGAAAAUUAGUUUUGUAAGUUUUGUAACUGGUGGCACUAGUUACUUUUGUAAAAGCAAUAAUAAUGUAUAUAUUUGUAUUCAUAAUGUUUGAGUAUAUUAGUCGAUUAGUUUAUAAUCAAAGUAAAAAAAAAAAGACAAAUGAAAAUAUAAAUAUUAACUUAUUAAAAAAAAAGCUGAAAAGAUUUUAGAACAAAAAUUAUAUUGUAAUUAAAUUUAUGUUAGUUUUACUCACGUUUUAAAUUCGAGAACGCCUGACUAGUUCUAAACUCAAUAGGAGUCCUUAUUCAGUUGUGAGCAGCAUUGCAUGACCAGCGCGCUGUUUGUUAUUGCUGGUAGUGGGGCUGAUCGGUUAUACAGUACCAUGUAGACGCAUUAUCGCGUCGUCGGAUGACGUGUUUGAUCCUCAGAUCGAUAUAAACUAGUGGGGCAUCUCUGAAUUUAAAACGUUAUUAAAGCCUAUAUAAAUAAUAACAAUACAGUAUGACUCACGGUAGUUGUUUUUCAAAAAUUAUAUUGUUAUAAAUGACUUUGCAUCCAUCCAUUUUAAAAUUUGUUUUUCCGUAUUUGAGCAUAAUUACUAAAUGACCAUGUAGGUGCCGGCAUAGAAUAGGCCACCUUUUCUUUUCUUUCUUAAAAUAUCACCAAACUGCGGUUGUUAGCUCGCCUGCCAAGAGUGACAACUACUGGCUAAAUCUCCAUUAUAAGGGAGGCUGUGUUCAGCAAUAGAUAGCUAACGAUUGAUACAAUAUAAAAAAAAAACAAUACUGAACAAUUUUUUGCAUUUUUUGCUUAUUGAAUUCAACCAUUUCAAAAUAAAAACGGAAUAAAAAUGCUACUGCUAUUUGGAGUCCAGAGUUAUUAGACCGCUUUUGCUAUAGGCACUUGAAGGCGUCUGAUAAAAUAAACAUGUAUUUGAAAAUGAUGACAGCUGUGACAGCUCUCUUGGUCAGAAUUAAUAAAUAGACAACACAUAGUUUAAAUAGAAAACUAAUAACAUCAAUUAUAUAAAUAAAAAAAAAAUUUGCUAUUUAUUUAUUACAAAAAUAUCUUAUAUCGAUAAAAUAAAAUAAUAAAAUCGAUAAUAUGUCAAAAUUGUUUAGUAAUUAUGACAAGUAUGUAAAAACAGAUUAAAAUUUUCUAGCAGAAAUUCUACAUAUUUUUAGAAUUUCUAAUAAAUUAUUUCGUUUUAAUUUUAAAUAAUGAUGAUCAAUAUCAUUAUUUCAGAUCAAACUACAUUUAAAAAUAUUUAUACAGAAAAUAUUAUGUCCAUGUACCUAUUACUAUUAUACUUAUUUCCAAAUA
Molecule: messenger RNA, 3157 nt
Organism: Galleria mellonella (greater wax moth)
Lineage: Eukaryota; Metazoa; Arthropoda; Insecta; Lepidoptera; Pyralidae
Product: retinal homeobox protein Rx1-like
Exons: 4
Coding region: 11-1021 (336 amino acids)
Biological process (GO): positive regulation of transcription by RNA polymerase II
Molecular function (GO): DNA-binding transcription factor activity, RNA polymerase II-specific; RNA polymerase II cis-regulatory region sequence-specific DNA binding
Source: RefSeq, a predicted model, not a curated record